Chanos chanos (milkfish) is the source of this 1741-nucleotide messenger RNA. RefSeq names its product histone H4 transcription factor (gene hinfp). The record is from RefSeq and is a predicted model, not a curated record. The transcript is spliced from 10 exons. Lineage: Eukaryota; Metazoa; Chordata; Actinopteri; Gonorynchiformes; Chanidae. Gene Ontology annotation, molecular function: RNA polymerase II cis-regulatory region sequence-specific DNA binding; DNA-binding transcription factor activity, RNA polymerase II-specific. Gene Ontology annotation, biological process: regulation of transcription by RNA polymerase II; anatomical structure development. The coding region runs from base 82 to 1575 and encodes 497 amino acids.
UUAGCUUAUCGGUAUAUUCAUUUUUGUGGGAAAAGAAUGUCAAGGAAAUGUUGACUGAAAUCAUAACAGGCGUGAUCAGAGAUGGCACCGGGAGGCAAACGCGCGCGCAGGGAGGACACGGUUCUCGAGCUGGCCUGCGAGUGGGGCUCGUGCCAGGAGGCGUUCGAUAACAUGCAGGAGUUCUGCCAGCACGUGGAGAAGCAUCACAGAGCGACGACCGCGGAGAACGAGAAUCCAGACGUUCCAGAGGAGGAGCACAGCUGUCUGUGGAGAGACUGUGGUUUCUGUUCGGUGGAAGGAACGGUGGAGUUACUGAGGCACAUGCUCUUCCACUGUUACCACACGAAACUCAAACAGUGGGGUCUCUCCGUGCUUAAAGCGCACCCGGACAUGGACUCCUGUUCCGUCGGCCUCCAGAACCGCAACAUCGUCCCCGAGAUCACCGAUAACUUCUUCUGUCUGUGGGAGCACUGUGAGACGAGCAUGGAGAACCCAGAGUGGUUCUACAGGCACGUGGAGAUGCAUGGUCUGUGUCUGGAGCCAGAUGAAGAGAACGUGCUGCACUGUGGCUGGAAAGACUGUGAGGCGGCCUUUAAAGGCAGGUUUAAGCUGAGGGAGCACCUUCGCAGUCACACGCAGGAGAAAGUGGUGGCGUGUCCGGCCUGCGGCGGCAUGUUCGCCAACAACACCAAGUUCUUCGACCACAUCCGACGCCAGACCACCAUGGAAGGUCAGAGGUUCCAGUGUUCGCACUGUUUUAAGCGCUUUGCGACAGAAAGAUUAUUGAGGGACCACAUGAGAAACCACGUAAACCAUUAUAAAUGUCCCCUGUGUGACAUGACCUGUCCCUCACCGUCCUCCCUGAGAAACCACAUCAAAUUUCGCCAUAGCAACGAGAAGCCCUACAGCUGUGACUACUGUGAUUACAGUUGUAAGAAUCAGAUAGACCUGCGGAAACAUCUGGACACACACAGCAGUGAGCCAGCCUACCGCUGUGACUACUCCAACUGUGACUACACCACCCGCUCUCUGCACUCCAUGAAAUCUCACUACAAACGCAUCCACGAGGGAGACUACACGCCUCGUUAUAAAUGUCACGUGUGUGAGCAGUGUUUUACUCGCGGAAACAACCUGACCUCUCACCUGCGUAAGAAACACCAGUUUAAAUGGCCCUCAGGACAUCCCAGGUUCAGGUAUAAGGAACAUGAGGAUGGCUUUAUGCGCCUGCAGCUGAUCCGAUAUGAGAGCGUGGAGCUGACGGAGCAGUUGAUGAGGGAGCGACAGGGAGAGGGAGACAGCUCCGAGGCUGCUGUCCAAUCCGAAGGCCUGCAGCCCGUGGAGGAGGCGGAGUCAGCCGGCGCGGGCGACUACAUGGGGCGGAGCAGCGUGACGGAAAGGAUCGAGGGAGAGAGGGACUGCGUAGCAGAGGAGGGAGCAGUGACAGAUGAACAGGGGGAGAAUGUUCUCUUGGUUCUGACAGCUGGGCCCGCCCCGGAGGCGGAGUCAAAGAGGGAGGAUGCCGUGAUGCGGCAGCUACAGGACACCGCCCAGCAGCUGGGCAUGGAGGUAGUCUAGCCCUGCCUCCUCUGACUAGAGCUCCGCCCCUUUUUUGCCACUGACUGUUAAAGGCAGAGGAGGGAAUAAACUCAAUGACAGAGACUCAAAGAGAAAACACUGAAUCUGAACUCAUCAGUCUGAAGGCAUGUUACUGCCUCUCCUCCUCUACCUACUGGUUCUCACA